AUGGCCUCGGCUGCACCGUCCCCUGCGCCGUCUGGAGGAGUAAACUCGUCGAUGUGGGCAGGCCAACCUCCCAGCAGCAAACCCGGAUGGAGGAGCAACGGCGAGCCCGGAUCGGCCUUCCGCGGAGUAGGAAGGGGCAGGUCUGGACGUGGGGGAGGACGUGGAGGUCGCGGCGGGCGCGGCGGAGGACGCGGCAAUGGCGUGAUCCCUCUGCGCACAGACGACAAAGGCCCCAAGAACGCUGCCCAUCCCAAGACUGCCCAAUCUACCUCGUCAGCCUCACCUGCUCCCACCGCUACCACAACCUCUGCACCGUCGUCUGUCUCCGCUCCCGCCCCCGCUCCGUCUUUCGCCACUCGCAAUACCCCUGCUGCUGAUGCGUCCCCUUCUGCAACCUCCAAGAGCGCGGCGAGCAGGCCCAAGGAUGCCAAAGCACACGCCCGCAAGGCAUCGGAGAGCAAGCAACCACGCAAACUCCCGCCGAUCGUCAUCGAGCCGCCCAAAGUUGCCUCCACCGCGUCCCCCACCUCCGCUACCACUCCCAACCGUACUCGCAAGAAACGGGCGCAAAACCGGAGCACAUCCUCCAUGUCCAUGUCCUCCAAGAAGUCCCCUUCGACCGAGUCGAGCACGAGCUUCCUCAAGCCAGAGAAGUCUCCCGUGAUCGCGAAGGACCUCCCUCCUCACCUUGUUGCGCCCCCGCCUCUUCCGAAACGCCGUCCUUCGACAUCAAGCACGACAUUGAUGCUCUCGUGGAGCGCCCACAUUGACUGGGCCGGUGACGACGACGACAGCUUACCCGACUUGGACGAUUGGGGCGUGAAGAGCGUACCGGGGCGCAGUUUGGACAAGCCGCUGGAGACUCAGCCGGACCUGCUUUCUCCUAUGCUCGCGGACACCUUGAAGCCUCUACCGAAUGUUGGCUCUCCUCUCGUCGCGUCAUUCGUGAUCCCGCACUCAGAGGGUCAAGAGGAUGAUCCGCCCAGCGCCGCGCCUCCUGCGAAGAAGGACCCACCUAGCUCGCAGCCUCGUGCCAACGGAGCAAGCAAGUCUCGCUUGGCUGACAAAGCUCCUUAUAACAAGAAGGUCGUCAAUGGCAAAAAAGCUGCGCCUAUUGCUGAAGCUGCUUCAACUACAGACUCUCAGACUCUCCCGUUCGAUAAGGACGCGACCAAGCAGUCCCCGGGGAGGCGGUCAGUUCCUCUCUUGCACCCAUCACUUCCCGCCAAGCCGGUCGACGCGAUGAAAGCGCUUCCUCCAUCGCUCCCUCGGAAACCAGUGCCAUCAGCAGAAGCACCAGAGGCUCCUGCCCUAGUCGACGCUCCACCCGUCUUGGAGUUGGCGCAUGUGUCGAUGCCGGACGGUGUCACUUCGGUUGUGCCGGUGGAAGCACCACAAGACCCAACCCCCGGUCCUAACGCCGACUCUGAUGCGAGCGGCCAGGGCGUGUUUGCUUCAAUGCAUGCUCCCGCUCGAUCGGCCCCCAGCCAUAUCACCACGCACCACCAGCCGAAUCCAUCCUUCCACCCGACGCACGGUCGUGCACAUACCGUCGGCCGUCCUGGCUUCCGCGUGCCGUUUAGCCCUUCGCAGAACUCGUUCCUCGACGGCGGCGUGGGCAACGGUGACGAGCGCGCGACGCGCCGGGAGCGCGUGAACCACGCACGCACGCACUCGAGCCCACCCACUGCGGGGCCAGGACAUGGGCACUCGCGCUCUGUGCACACGGUGCGGCCCGUCAUCACUGGUGACGCACUCUCAAAGCUCGCGCGGACGCUCGGUGGCGCGCCUGGCCCACGCCCUAAGCCCGCGCCUGCUGCCGCCACUGAGGCCGUUGCUGCGAAGGAGUGA
Molecule: messenger RNA, 1851 nt
Organism: Epithele typhae
Lineage: Eukaryota; Fungi; Basidiomycota; Agaricomycetes; Polyporales; Epitheliaceae
Exons: 2
Coding region: 1-1851 (616 amino acids)
Source: RefSeq, a predicted model, not a curated record